This is a messenger RNA of Colletotrichum scovillei, 2659 nucleotides long. Its product is annotated as glycosyl hydrolase family 16. Gene Ontology annotation, cellular component: fungal-type cell wall. The record is from RefSeq and is a predicted model, not a curated record. The transcript is spliced from 2 exons. Gene Ontology annotation, molecular function: hydrolase activity, hydrolyzing O-glycosyl compounds; glycosyltransferase activity. Lineage: Eukaryota; Fungi; Ascomycota; Sordariomycetes; Glomerellales; Glomerellaceae. Gene Ontology annotation, biological process: carbohydrate metabolic process; fungal-type cell wall organization. Bases 923 to 2458 code for a protein of 511 amino acids.
GCGGCCUCUUCGCAAUACCUUAUACUUGAUCGCUUUUCCAACCGCCCAUGACGCUGUUCACCAGAUCGCCACAGCCGUUUCCCCCGGCCCAAGGUGCCAUUUCUCCUCCGGCCGGCCCACUAACAAUCUCGGGAUAAUCUUGAGAGUUUCCCAGUCGGUCGCUUGACCGUUUGGCGAAUGUCGAACAAUUUCCUUUCUGAUAACCUUGCACUGCUGGUGCCACAACGAACCGGGCCCUAGAAUGCUGCUCGCCUCUGGUUCGACCGAUAGUUGUAACGCUAAUCCUGGUUGGCGCUGGUGCGGAAACGCUGCCCGUUGCAGAUGCGACUCCAAGAACCCAAAGAGGAGAAAGAGACAUUGGCACCCCCUUUAAUCAACAUGCUGCUUGCCACGCGCCCGGCAUCCCCUGGCUUGUCUUGCAUCUGUCUCUCCGCUUUGCCCACGUUGAGAUGAGGUUGCCUCCUAUCAUUGCUCUCCGUUUGAUUGAGUCCCUAACUCAAUUCCCGAGUCUGUGCUUUCGGCUUCUUCCCAUGCGUGCCAUUUGCCUCCAUCUGAAAGGCGAACGCCAACACCCAUAUCCACACUCAUUCCCAGCUUUUGAAUUCUUGGAUUUUGAACCCCACCAUCGCCAUUCCUUUCGACAUUCCACCAGAGGUUAACUUUCUCUCCCUCUGUUCCAACAGCCCGGUCUGUGUCUGCGACGUUGAGCCUGGUGAAUUCGUCCGUCUCAGACAGCAUACACUCCUUGUCUCUCACUCUUGUCACUCUCUUGUUAUAAAGAAGACCUCACCGCUGGCGCGCCGUGUUCUGCGGACUUCUGGCGAUACUAAACGUGUCGCAAACGUCCCAAACCGCUCAUUUCGACAACUGUUCGUCCUUGCGGAAGUCCAAUUGGAUCAUUUUGCAUUCACACUCCCUCACAAUGCUGUCUCAAUACACUCUUUCGGCACUGGCGGUGCUGGCAUCGCUUGCCCAACCCGCGGUCGCUCAAGUCUCGACGAAAUGUAAUCCGAUGAACACGACCUGUCCUGCCGACCCGGCUUUUGGCAUGGACUACAACUUCAACUUCAACUCUACUCCCUCGACUGAUGCCUGGGAAACCACUGUUGGCCCUGUUACGUACACCUCGGACAAUGGCGCGGAAUUCACGAUUAGCAAGCAAGGCGACUCUCCGACAAUUCGAUCCAAGUUUUACUUCUUCUGGGGCCGUACCGAGAUCCACAUGAGGGCCGCCAAGGGAAAGGGCAUUGUGAGCUCUAUGAUGUGGCUCAGCGACACCUUGGACGAGGUUGAUUGGGAAUUCCUUGGAAUAAAGAACGACGCCUUGAGCAACUUUUUCGGCAAAGGUGUUCAGGACUGGCACAACGGUGCCGAGCACCCUGUGACGGGUAGCAUCCAGGACGACUUCCACAACUACACCUGCGUGUGGACCAAGGAGAAGCUCGAGUGGUGGGUUGACGGCAACAACGUUCGCACUCUUCUCCCCAAGGACGCCAACAACUCCCUGGCCUAUCCCCAGACUCCCAUGCGCCUCAGUCUCGGUAUCUGGGCUGGUGGAGAUCCCCGCAUGGCUGCGGGUACUAGAGAAUGGGCUGGAGGUGACACCGAUUACGCCGCCGGACCGUACACCAUGUAUGUCAAGUCUGCGCAGGUGACGGACUACAGCUCCGGAAAGGAGUACUCUUUUGGCGACAAGACGGGCUCUUGGGAGAGCAUCAAGAUUGCUGCCGGCAACUCAACUGUCAAGGAAGCUCUUCUGGAGGAACCUAGCAAGUCUGUGAGCGAAAAGUUCAACGAGCUCAGCCCAACAGCCAAAACGGCUGUAUAUGCUGGAGGUGUCGGCGUAGGCUGUGCUCUGAUUGCCUUUGGUCUCUGGUACUUCAUCCGUCAGCGUAGACGUGGUGCUAACGAGGCAAGCCUUGCCGCCAAGAGAGCCGAGGAAGAGCGUCUGGAGCUUGAGGGCUUCCACAAGCGCGGCGUCGACCCUGACUCGUUUGCUGGCGCGACAGGCACCGAGUACAAUGCUGGCGCAUUCAGCAAGAACGGCAUGGUCCAGGAGAACACCUACAGCAUCCCGGCAUCUCAGGAAAAGGGCGCGUGGGGUGUCGCACCCAUGGCCGCGGGCGCCGCUGGGGUUGGUGCUGCAGCUGGCAUGCGAUCAUAUAGCGACAACCCGAAUGGCCACGGCCAGCUCAUGUCUCCCUUGCGUACCCAAAGCCCUGGAAUGCCGCCUUCGGGUCCCCUGCCUAUGGCCCCAAGCCGUAGCGCAUCGCAAGGAGGUUACUCUCGCCUCGGCUCACCUGACGGCCAACAAAGCCCUCCCCCGCCGAUGAGCCCGCCUUCACACGGAUAUAGCGACCAUGGAUUCGGCGCGCAGCAAGGCUACAAUAAUGGCGGUUAUGGAGGCGCGAAUCAGGGAUACUUCAACAACGGUGGCGCCCAGGGAGGUUUCCGGUAGCGCCGAUGCCCACUCAUUUUUUUUCCUAACGUCCUAUCAUUCUUUCCGCCAACGCGCUUGCGGCCUUCUUGUAUUUGUUUCCAGCUAUCUUGCAUGAAUAUCCGAGCGAUUUCCUUUUCUUUUCUUAUCUUGAGCGGAUGAUAUGAUAGGGAGGUAAAGAAAGAAAGCCCUCGAUGGGGUUUGAGAUGUACAUCACCGGUG